This is a messenger RNA of Fusarium sp. VM40, 4116 nucleotides long. Lineage: Eukaryota; Fungi; Ascomycota; Sordariomycetes; Hypocreales; Nectriaceae. The record is from the annotation of a GenBank genome assembly.
AUGGAGCAAGACGUCAAAUCAUCAUGGAAACAACUAUUUCUAUUUACAAAACGAUCACACACAGGGGCUCUCAUAGCCGCUCUAUUAGCAGCUGGGUUUACAGCAGGUUUUAAAACCGUUCUGUCUGUCAUUCUUGGGAAAAUCUUCGAUAUUAUCGCAGGCUUUGGGAAUGGCUCACUCGAUGGGGAUCAGGCCCUGGCACAAAUAUCGGAUUGGGCACUGGUCCUUCUCGGUCUGGGCAUUGGGAAUUGGAUCGCAAGUACAGCGUUUCUUGCGCUCUGGGUAAUCUUUGGGGAGCUACAGGCAUGCAGUGUCCGACAUGACAUAUUUAUGAGUCUCCUGUCCAAGGAUAUAGCCUGGUUCGAUGCCCAGUCCGAAGGUAUCUCGAGUCUUCUUAUCAGGAUCCAAACCCAAACCCGAGAACUACAACUCGCAUCCUCUCAGGUCCUAGGUCUCCUCGUUGGCGACAUCAUCACCUCCUUCGCCUCCUUAGGCAUCGCUCUCUACUACUCCUGGAAACUCACUCUUGUUCUCCUGGCCACACUUCCCAUCUCAGCAGUUGUCCUAUCUCUCGCAACUAGACGCCUGGAACCCGCAAUCCAAGCUCAAAAGCGCGAAUUGGCUGUAGCUUCAAAAUUCGCCGUUGCCUCAAUCACAGCUAUCGAUCUAGUCAAGGUCUUCAAUGGCUAUGACCAAGAGGUCUGGCAGUAUUAUCCAGCUGCCAAAGCUGCAGCGAAGCAGUAUCUGAUCCAAGCACAAUGCAACGCUCUCCAGAUGGGCUACGUUGCCUUCUGGGUUGUGGCCAUGUUUGUCGUAGGGUUUUGGUACGGCGUUGUGCUUGUCAACAACGAUGGUCUCCCAGCAGGUAGUGUUUUGACGACCUUUUACGCUACACUGGCAGCGUUCCAGGGUAUUGAAGCAUUGAUGCCACAAUGGCUGGUUCUCGCGAAGGGUAUGUCGGCUGGCAGUUUCCUCUCUGGAAUUACUCACAACAUGCGGAACGGUGGGUUGUUCAAACCUAUGAUUGGAGCCUCAAGGCCUCAUUUCUGUAGCGGCGAUAUUGAACUGAAAGAUGUGAGCUUCGCAUAUCCUUCAAACCCAGCACACAAAGUACUCCAAGAGUCAAGCUUCUUCUUUCCUUCUGGUGAGAUGACUUUCAUAGUCGGAAGAAGCGGCUCCGGGAAAAGUACGCUGGGAAACCUCAUCAUUGGUUUUUACGAGCCACUAGGUGGGCAGAUUUCUGUUGACGGCAAACCAUUACAGAUCCUCGACAAACAAUGGGUCCGUGAGAACAUCACCUUGAUUCAGCAAUCGAGCGUUUUAUUCAACGAGAGCUUCCUGAAGAAUGUGGCGUUCGGUCACCGCGACCCUGAUGGAGCAAGUCGAUCCCAAAUAAUGAGCGCUUGCGACGCGGCAUUGCUCCAGUCCACGCUUGCAGCUCUCCCCGAAGGCCUUGAUACCGAUGUUGGCGCCGACGGAUACAAUCUUAGCGGCGGACAGAAGCAGAGGCUGGCACUAGCUAGAGCUCGACUUCGUGAUCCGCCAGUACUCAUCCUGGAUGAGAUCACAAGUGGCCUUGACCAGGUCAGCAGAACGCUCAUUAUGGAUGCAAUUCGUGCCUGGCGGAGGGGAAAGACAACCAUCAUUAUAACACACGACGUCGCUCAGAUCGAGGCCCACGACUUUGUGUAUGUGAUGGAUAAUGCAUCCCUUGUGCAGGAAGGUUUCAGGAAGGAUCUAGAGAAGCAGAUCGGUAAGACUUUUGCUACCCUCGCAUCCAGCACCCCAUCGGAUACAGUAGAUACGACGAUUGAAAUAACCGUCAACUCACCAACCUCGCCUCUUUCUCCUCUUUCUCCUUUAUUCCCUCCUCCUGGCAGGGCAUCACGCCUUUCGCAAAUGUUUGUUGGAGAGCUCGAGUCCUUCAGUCCAGCCUCAGCCAGUGCGUCACGUCGCAUGACCCUCGGAGCGAACACAGCAGCUGCAUUUCGCAUCCGGACAGCCCGCGCCUGGGACAUGGAGACCUUUUCUGAGGUUGAUCGACCAAGGUCGGCUGCCAUCAGCAUUCCAAUGACAAUCUUCGACGAUGAGAAGCAUAACAGUACACUCAGAAGUCGAAGCAGCUUGGAUGGCUUCGAGACUUCAUGCACGUUAGGCCCGCUCGAUGAACCUGAGUACCUAUUUGGUGGUGCAGAGCGUCCUAAGAGUAUUACCAGGCUUCGACAGGCGAGGUACGAUGACAAGCUUCAGACUGACAAGGCGGACGACAAAGACAACGAGACUAAGGAUCUCCCGCCCCCAAUGCCUUUGGCUGCGAUUCUCAAGACAGUCUGGCCAGCUCUCGGACGUGGACAUCGGGUUCUUCUCGUCCUUGGAGUACUUACCUGUUUGAUUGGAGCAGGAUCUAUUCCUGCAUUCGCUUAUUGCUUUGCACAGCUUCUAAGUGCAAUGUGGUCUCAAGGCGACAAACUAGAAGAGGGCAAAAGGUGGGCAAUCUAUCUCAUCGUCAUUGCCGUCAUGGACGGACUUUGCACUGGCGGUGGUCGUUAUCUUCUCGAGAUGGUAGGCCAAGCCUGGAUCAACACCAUCCGCGUGGAAGCUCUAAAACGAAUCCUCCGACAGCCGAGAGCAUGGUUUGAUCGGUCGCGCAACUCUCCUGGUCGCAUCAACGAAUGCCUUGAUCGGAAUGCCGAAGAGAUGCGCAACAUCGUUGGUAGAUUCUUGCCCAUCAUCAUCACAGUUACCGUCAUGAUCAUCGCCGCCGUUAUCUGGGCCCUCAUCAUAUCCUGGAAACUCACGCUCGUCACUCUCGCGCCGCUGCCUGUCGUUAUGGGCGCAGUCAAAGGCUAUACCAUUAUCAGUGGGAAGUGGGAGGCGCGCUGCAACAAGGGUGCAGAAGAUGCGAGUGCUGCUCUGACCGAGAUAUUCCUCAACAUCAGAGUUGUACGAGCACUUACCCUGGAAAAGUACAUGAGUGCGAAGUAUCUCAAAACAGUGAUGCACACCCUGAGCCUAGGAAAGAAGAGGGCUGGGCACGCAAGCACGCUCUUUGGGCUGUACCAAUCAGUGAACUAUCCCCUCACAGCCCUGGUGUUCUAUUACGGGACCGUACUGCUGGCAUCGGAGAGGGCAAUCACAGCGACAGCCGUGGUGGCAGUUGUCAAUCUCCUUCUGUUUAGUAUGGGCACAGCGACCAGUAUUCUUAGCACGAUACCACAGGUCACCAUGGCCCAAUCUACCGCGGCUCAGAUGUUGGGCUACGCAAACAUGCCCUUGACGCCAAAAACCGAGGGUCGCGGGAAACAGAAGCCAAAGACACCACUUCCAGUGCGACUCGACAAUCUUGAGUUCUCGUAUAAGGCACGCUCAGAGAGGUCGGUGCUGCGAGGCGUAUCGUUUGAGGUAACUGCUGGAGAUUGCCUGGCCAUUGUCGGUCGAUCUGGUUGCGGCAAGUCAACAAUUAUCUCGCUCAUGCUGGGUCUCUAUACCCCUUCCGAAACUGCAAUUUUCAGCAGAGAGGGACCGCUUAGCUUUGCCGGCGUCUCCCAUGAAAAUAUCGACAUUGAGCAUUUACGUUCGAUGAUGGCUUAUGUGCCACAAACACCCUUCCUUUUCCCAGCCACCAUUGCAGAAAACAUCACGUACGGGUUGAGCGAGCUUUCGCCUCAGCGUCAGUUCCCCAAUGUCAUGGCCGCCGCAAAAGCAGCUGGGCUUCACGAAUUUAUCGCAUCGCUCCCUGACGGCUACAACACUCGUGUCGGCGACGGAGGCCAAGCUCUUUCAGGUGGUCAAGCGCAACGUCUCAGCAUCGCGCGUGCACUAGCUCGUAAGCCAAGACUCCUCGUGCUGGACGAGCCUACCAGUGCACUGGAUGCAGAGAGCGCAGAGAUGAUCCGACACACCAUGCAGAGGAUCGCGAGGAAGUCGAAGCGAGAUAUGGCAAUUGUGGUAGUAACGCACAGUAAAGAGAUGAUGGCAAUCGCAGAUCGGAUUGUGGUGCUGGAGGAUGGUAUCAAGGUUGAGGAGGGGAGUUAUCAUGAAUUGCUGCAAGCCAGAGGACCAUUUUGGGAGGUCAUUGGUGAAGGAGGCUGGGAUAAGAGCAAGGAAUAUGAGUGA